GAGGAAAGAAGCUGUCGACGUCACAUACAUUCCCACCUUCAAAUAUUUUUAUAAUGGGCAUUUUGAAAGAAAAUAAUAUAAAGAUUAUUUGAAAAAUGGGAAAAAAAAGUCAAAUAAAUAUAUAGAAAUGAAGUUAGGAUUAAAUCGUAAAAUAGUUGUAACUGGAGUUACAAUUCUUACCGCUGGGAUUUCUUGGUUGAUUUAUGAAAUUGAAAAAACCAAAUCGAUAUUAUUUCAAGCAUUUGAUCCACGUUUGUUAUCUACCAUUGAUUCAGAUCCAGUGAAAUUAACAAAACCAACAUCUUACAUAUGUUUACCAAAAAAUCCACAUAAUCCACUUCAUUUGCUCGCUUCAUUAUGGAAUGAAUUAAAAUUUGAAUAUGCGUUACGUUUAAUUAACAUGACAAAAUGUGAUGUACAGGAAUAUCGAUUAAAAGCAACAAAAACGUUAGCUAAUUUAAAAUUUUUAGAGACAUCAGAUUAUCAAUAUUUAGCACAAAAAUUGGAUGCUGAAACAGCUACUGCGUUAUCGCGAUACAAAGAUGUUGAUAUUAGAUUAUUUAUGAAUCCACCGAAUAAACAAACGCUUAAAUAUCAUUGUUUAAUGAAAUCGUUACAAAAUCUUCUGACAAAUUUAAAUGUUAUGUCGAAACAUGACUGUUUGCUAUAUUGUAUUGAUAGUGUGUUUCAGGACGACACAAUUAUUAUCGAUGAUGACUGUACAUCACAAGAGUUUCGAAAAGGUAUUGAAACCGAUGAAUAUUUAUUGACGUGUUUAAAAACAAUUUUACAUCAUUCCGAUAUGAAAGAUAAUGCCAAGGAUAUUGUUUCUCAAAAAGGAUUAGCCGUAUUAAUGGAAAUACAACAACGAUAUUCAGAUAAUCGUAAAAUAUUAACUGUAUUAGCAAGUAUUUUGGCAAAUGUAUGUGUGUAUCCUGAACAUAAGGAAGAAGUAUUUCGUACUGGAUGGCUAAGUGUGUUGGCAAAAUGGACAAGUCAUCCAAAUCUAGUAUUAUCAACAGUUGCAUCAAAAGCUUUAGCAAAUUUAGACGCUGAGUUUUCACAAAAUGGUGCAUUCAAACGAGAUUUAUAUAUAUUGUAUCCGAAUUAUCGUAAUUCAUUCGAACCUAAAACGGAUGUUGUGCUUGUUCAUGGUUUGUUAGGUGGAGUAUUUUUCUCUUGGCGGCAAAGAGAUAAAGAAGAAGAGGCAGUAGGUUUAUUCGAUGCUUUAAUAAAAGGAGAUGAUGAUAAAAGAUCCAAAGAUAUAAUCGAAAAUACUUCUUACGAAUAUUUUAAGAUAAUGCAAACCUACAAUGAAGAGAGAUGGAAGGACAUUGGUAAGGACUAUGAAAUGGUUAUGUAUGAUUCUCCUGAAGAUAGUUUAAGAGAUGCCGGAUCUUUUACUUACCACCAGACGAAACUUCAUUUUGAAAAUGAAGUUAAAGACUUAUUGAAUACAUCAGAAUGUUGGCCAAAAGAUUGGCUUUGUAAAGAUUGUAAAUAUGUACGAUUAAUUGGUUUAAAUUAUGAUACAAAUCUUUCAUAUUGGGCUCCAGUAUGUCCUGAUCAAGAACAACUCACAUUACGUCAACGUAGCCAAAAAUUUAUUCAUAAUUUGACUAAAGCACAUGUUGGAGAUCGGCCAAUUGUGUGGAUUUGUCAUUCUAUGGGUGGAUUAUUGGUUAAACAAAUGCUUGUUAAUGCGAUGAAUAGCGAAAAUGAAAACGAACGAAAAAUUGCAAAAAAUACAAAGGGAAUAAUAUUUUGUAGUACACCUCAUAGAGGUUCACAAACAGCUUUGAUCAAAGAUUUAACUGCUUCAUUAGUAUGGCCUACUAUUGAAGUGCAAGAACUCAAAGAAAAUUCUCCUCACCUGCUAGAAUUAGAUGAUAAUUUUAAAGAAUAUUUAUUAAAAAAUAAGGGUAUUAAAAUAAUUAGUUUUGUUGAAUCGAAACCUACAGACGUAUCACCUGUACGAAUAAGUUUUGCAUUUGUAAGCAAAGAAUCAGCCGAUCCAGGUAUUGGAGAGUUUUAUGUUUUACCUUUGAAUCAUCUGAAUGUUUGUAAACCAAAAAAUAGGAAUUCGUUUAUUUAUCGAAAAGUAGUCCAAGUUGUUAAUGACGUUUGUAAUACGUGCCGUAUCAGCAACUGGAAAUAA
Molecule: messenger RNA, 2158 nt
Organism: Chrysoperla carnea
Lineage: Eukaryota; Metazoa; Arthropoda; Insecta; Neuroptera; Chrysopidae
Product: protein SERAC1
Exons: 10
Coding region: 128-2158 (676 amino acids)
Source: RefSeq, a predicted model, not a curated record